Trypanosoma cruzi is the source of this 3354-nucleotide messenger RNA. RefSeq lists its product as uncharacterized. The transcript has a single exon. Lineage: Eukaryota; Euglenozoa; Kinetoplastea; Trypanosomatida; Trypanosomatidae. The coding region runs from base 1 to 3354 and encodes 1117 amino acids. The record is from RefSeq and is a predicted model, not a curated record.
AUGAACUCGUUUUUUUUUCGCAAAAAACAGAAGAAGGGCGACGCCACCACCACCACCACCUCGUCAUUGGCGACAGGGGCUGAAAGGGGCUAUACCGAAACACCGCUGACGGUAGGUUCCCGUCGCUCAUCUCGGCAGCUGACACCUCCAGGAGUUGCCACACCCGUUCCCUCCUUUUCAGCAAUUCAGUCCGCGCCAAUGAAAACUUCGUCGCCGUCGCUCCUUCCCGCCUUUUCACCACCGCCACGGGGCUUUCAAAAUUCCAUGACACAGUCGCAGCAAGCAGCUUCUAUGCAUCAGCCAGGCAUGCCGCCUUCGCAAUCCAUGAAUACGUCUCCAUCGCAAGAACUUGUGCACUCAUUUGCAAUGAGUGGACGGGAAAGUGUCUCUUCUUAUUCCCUGCAGCACCACGGGCAGAAAGUACUAUUGCCGCCCGGGGCGAAGCUGAUGAGCGGACCACCUCCCUCGGGCGUGAAGAUAAUGAUGAAGGGUUCUCCACUGCCUCCUGGAGCAAAGCUUAUAAAAGGACCUCCGCCGCCUGGGAUGAUGAAAAAGCAAAUGAUGCCUGGCGUACCACAUGGUAAAAUGCAAGCGCCGCCGCCAGCGAACUCGACGACGCCUGGUACAAAGAGCCUCUCGGUAACCGCUCCACCCGCACAUUCACCGCCAAAGAUGUCUGUACCUUUUGCUCCACCGUUGAAUCCAAACCAAGCGGCAAAAUUAUCGCAGGUGUUACCACCGACUCCCUCCAGUUCUCCUAGACGUGAUAGCCAUAGUUCCUCACAAGAAAAAAAGCCCUUAAGCGCUCCUAAAGUAUCUGACCCAAAACCUAAACCGCCCGCAUUCUCGUCUUGUAAGACCAAGGCGAGUGACAUAGAUGAGGUACAACUGAGGCCAGACGCCCCGCGGAACGCCAGUGAUAGUGAGAGUGAAAUUCAGUUUGUUGUUGAAGAAGGUUCCUACCAUGUGGGAACCCCGGUGUUACAGGAGUCUCCGGAACGGAUUACCGUUGCCCCUUCUAAAGGUUCCUCGAUGCGGUUUAAUGAAGAGCCAAAAGCUUUGGUAUACCCAGUUGUUAUUCAGGAUGAUGACUCGGCAAGAGCUCGAGGCAGCACGUUACGCCAAUGCUCUCAAGCGUCAUUGCACUCCUCGCCAAGCCCUUCUCAUGUAAUGCCUCUGGAGGAAACCAAAGAGUUUGAGAACGGGGUGGGAGGCCAUGAAAAAAAUAAAUCGGUUACCUCGGCAAGCCACCACGCAACUUCUGUUUCAAGCCUAGUAGCCGAAAAAAAUGUCACCACCCCUGAAAAACAAAGAACCCGAAGAGGAGUUACUGAGUAUGAGAGGAGUUCUGAAGUUUCACCGGCUGCUCUGGAACUGACGUUGACUCAGAAAACUGAAAAGGACGCACGCGCUCUAAUCUUAUCUCCUAUCUCUGAGGAAGCGAAGGAUAUGCCUGUUAGUGAAGGAAGGCUUUCCCCUAGUGUUCGAAAACGCAUUGUGGAGCAGUUUUUCUCCGUUCUCUCGCCCCAGCAAUUUUAUGGCAAGGUUACAAAACUGCAUCGUAUUCGGCUGAUGAAGAAAGACCCCGAACGGGCCCCAGGUCUCAGGGCGUAUAAAAACAUUUUCGUUGUGACAAAGGGAGUUUUGCCUAAUCAAUACUUUUACCCACAAUUACGGCUCUUGGAGUCGGAUGGAUCACGAGCGCGUUGCGACGAAUCCCCUGAAUAUUUGGACACACCCAUCGUUCUCUACGAGGCCGCACCUGGGAACAUGCUAUUUGCUGAGACGGAGCUCGAGGCGAAACAUAUCUUCGACAUCAAUUCCUCUGCUACCAGUUGUUUUGUUUUAGAUAAGUCCGCAAUUAUUUUUAAGGACCCAUUGAAGUUUGUGCUUCCAAUUGCGAUGCUGACAGUGCGUUGGAUUCCGUACUCCGUGGCACAAUCCGAACCUCAGUGUCCAGUGCACCAUAAGGAGCUUCAGCUGUUUGAUCUUUUCUCCAAGGAGCUACUGUGUGCCCUGUGUGUUUCCAAGAAGGCGUCCCACGUGGAGGACCUUAUUGUUAUCCCGGAGGUUCUUGGUGGCGAUUCUCGACGACAAAUUUUGGAGAGGCUUUCUCAGCAAGUACAAGAAAGGCAGCAAAGUGCUGCGGAUUGGGUGAAUCAGCACCAGAGGAUUGUUUCAUUUGCGAAACAAAAGAAGGAUGCUGUUAACCAGCAGUUUGAUUUACUUCUGGCGGCUAUUAAUGCUAAAAGAAAUGAGUUUUUAGAGCACUGCGACGCCGCAUUUGGAUACUCUUUGAGCAAUGUCGCAAGGGAGAUUCUCACCGAAGACGAGCGUGUUCGUUUGCUAAAGGCUGCUGUUGACCACCUGCGAACGGAAAUUACAAAGCCAUUGUAUUCAAUGCAAAUUGCCACCGUGGCGAAUGCAUUACAUUCCUCGGACGAGUUUCCGAAGCCCAUAUCGAUGGAGUCUCUUAAGCUAUCGGCUGUGGCAAAAGAGUUAACACCAAAUCUAGAGGGCGCAAUGGCGGAGGUGCAUUCUCUGUCUCCGAUGGCGCCGAGAAAUACAUUGCGUCGUCCUCAUUCUCCGUUUGGUGUCACGGGCAUGGGAUGGCGAGAAUUUGAACCAGAACAGCAGCAGCAGCAGCAGCAGCAGGAUUGGGAGGAUCAAACUCAAGUGGUGAAGAGGAAUACACACUUAGAGAGCAGGCCGUCUAGUGGAAUACCGAGACCACGUCCUUCUUUAUAUAGAAAUUACGGCCUUAAGGAAAACACUAACGGUUGCCACAGGAUACCUAAGGAAUCACCGCGAAGACGAUCGAUACCGAUUUUGCACCGCAAUGAGGGCAUGGAUUUUGGGUCAGAGGAGAGUCGUGGUGCGGUCCGGCGACGUCAUCAGAUUCAAUGGGUGGCCAUUCCGGGAUGCCGUGGAACGUGCGUACUUGAUGUGCCCAUUCAUGAACUUAUUGCACAUGGCGAUGGCAAGAAAAACAUUUGGACGAAGCCGAAAUGUCUCCAGUGGGCAUUGCGGGUGGAGGAUCCCGGUGAGUGGGUGGGCAUUGGCGUCGGUGUUGGGGGCGGCCUAAAGUCGUGGUCGGCGAAUCGCACCCCCGAUUUGAGUCAUCUUUGGGUGGUGACCUGUGGUGACACUAGGUACAUAUUUAUACUCCGAGUGACAGUACAAUCGAGCGUUAAACACGCAAAGCUCUCCAUUCACGAUGGAAAAGGGAAACGAAUUGAUGAUGGCCGGAUCCCUCAGUGGAAUGCAACACGUAGUUGUUACCCUCAAGUCACGUUUGGAGGCCGCAUUGGUGAAGUUUACCUCAUGGAUGGGCCUCGAUUCGUGUCGAACUGA